AUGAAGAGGACGGAUCAGACGACAGUGGCCCUGAGCAAGACCAUGAAUGAUAAUAUCGUGUGGCACGACUUGGAAAAUACGCAAGGCCCGGACGAGGAAGACGACGAGGAGGAAUAUGAAUUCUUUUUUCAUAUUUUACCUUUUGUCAUUGCGUUUCUUUCCUCUUUCCUGAAGAAGAAAUUCAAUGAAUGA
Molecule: messenger RNA, 192 nt
Organism: Penicillium manginii
Lineage: Eukaryota; Fungi; Ascomycota; Eurotiomycetes; Eurotiales; Aspergillaceae
Exons: 2
Coding region: 1-192 (63 amino acids)
Source: RefSeq, a predicted model, not a curated record